Neolamprologus brichardi is the source of this 3793-nucleotide messenger RNA. Lineage: Eukaryota; Metazoa; Chordata; Actinopteri; Cichliformes; Cichlidae. The record is from RefSeq and is a predicted model, not a curated record.
CAGAGCACUUUACGAUUCUUGGAGAGUGGCACUGUCUGCCGAGGCGUAACGUUUUGAAAGCUCAGCACACACCGCAGAGAGCGGGGAUGAGUUAAGGGUCUACAAGGGAAAAAACAGACGGUUUUAAAAGUGGGAAACAAAACCAGUGAAAAGUUUUGUCCUCGAAAGAACCAGUGGAGUAGCUACACCGUGGCCAUUCAACUCCGAACUCCGAGGCUCUAUGGCAUAAAGCCCAUCCUCAGAUUCAGCUGGAGAUUGCUUCCGAGGAGCUCCUGACGCCAUUUUCCACAGUCUGAGGAGAACCAGGAAGUAGCCGGCAGGAGACAUGCCUGCCCUGGCCACCGGAACCGGCCAUGAGCCAGGUCUGUAUGAGCUGCUGGCGGCCCUGCCAUCCCAGCUGCAGCCUCAUGUCAACUGCUCUGAGGACAACACCUUCCUUCAGGAUAUGUUUGGAGAGAGAAGUCUCCACUCACUUGUUAAGAUCCACGAACGACUGCAGCACUAUGAAGAGAGCAAGCCCGCCCCCGUCCUGGAAGGAGCUGCACCUCUGGCACGUGACAACAACUACAUUAAUCUGUUCAAAGACAAGUGUGGAGCAUGUGAUUUUACAGGUGCUAUAGGCUUAAUUCAUGUAGGGGAUGAACUGAAGGAGGUCAAUGGAAUCCCUGUGGACGACAAGAAACCAGAGGAAAUCAUUCGUAUUCUAGCACAGUCACAAGGAGCCAUUACCUUUAAAGUUGUCCCUGCUGUAAAGGAAGAGGCAUCUAUCAAGGAGCCACAGAUGUUUGUGAAGGCGCUCUUUGACUACAACCCAAAAGAUGACAACACCAUCCCAUGUAAGGAAGCUGGUUUGCCCUUCAAGAAGGGUUGCAUCCUACAGAUCAUGAGCCAAGAUGAUGCAACCUGGUGGCAGGCCAAACACGAGGGCGACACAAAUCCUCGUGCUGGCUUAAUACCAUCCAAACAGUUCCAGGAGAGGAGACUUGCAUUUCAGCAACCUGUUACAACUCUUUCGUCCCUAAGGAGGUCUACUAGACGAUCAUCUGGGUUCAGGAGAAGCUUUCGCCUCAGCAGGAGAGACAGAAAGACCACCAAGUCCAUGUACGAGGCGAAGAAGAGUGAAAUGUACGACAUGGCUGACGUGCCCACGUACGAGGAAGUCGUCCCGUACCGCAGGCAAAGGGGAGACAAACACAGGCUGGUGGUGCUAGUAGGACCCACGGGUGUCGGCUUGAGUGAACUGAAGAAGAAACUGUUGAUCUCUGACCCCCAGCACUUCAGUGUGACCAUUCCACGACCCACGGGUGUCGGCUUGAGUGAACUGAAGAAGAAACUGUUGAUCUCUGACCCCCAGCACUUCAGUGUGACCAUUCCACAGCCCAGACAGUCUGAUUCAGACCCGUAUAGGAAACGUAUGGCACAGGUCCUGGCUCUCAUUGAGAGGAAGGAGAGUCGGAAAGUGUCUCGUCUCGCUCUUUUUGAAUAUUCUUUUCAGCUAAUAAAGCAUCUUCGAACAGCAGAGUUUAAACCUUUUGUUGUGUUCGUGAAGCCCCCGACCGUCGACAGACUGAGAGAGACCAGAAAGAAAACCCAAAUUAUAUCAGGCAAAGACGACAAGGACUCCACCAAACCCUUCACGGAGGAAGACUUUCAGGAGAUGGUGAACACGGCCCAGAUAAUGGAGACACAGUACAGCCAUCUCUUUGAGAUGGUUAUAGUCAACGACGACCUCGAUGUUGCCUUCAGCGAGCUGCAGUUGGCACUAAAGAAAGUGGAGACAGAGACACACUGGAUUCCAGUCAGCUGGACUCACUCCUGAGAGACAUACUGACUGUAAAAGGAGAAAAGGGAAGCGCUUUGACAAAAAUAUGCAGGUUUUCUAUCUUUAAAAAAAAAUAUUUGCCAGGGACGAUGUUGGGAAGUAAAUCAGGAAUAAAACAGUGCCUGGCUGCUGUGUCGCCAUACCUGAACUGCAUCGAGCUAAAAAUAAGCUUCUGCCUGGGAUCAGGUUGGAUUUAGACCUCAGCUGUGGUCUGGAAGCUCCAGGUCUGACCAGAUGUGAUCGGGUUGUGGCUGCAGGCUUCUUUCCAGAAUCUAAGACUUUGACAUUGAUCAGGGUCUCAGUCUGGGUCACACAUCCAUGGCCACAACUUGGAGCGCCUUGGUCCAAACCGGAACAUGGAGCGAGCUUGGAGCAUCGUAGCACCAGCAGUCCUGCCAGCACAUCAGUAAACCGGCCAAACAGGACUCCUCCUUUAGUGGUUUUAUAACAUUAGACGAUUAGAAACCAAAGGGAUUGAUGUAUUUCUUCUUCGUGGACAACUUACAUGUGUUUGUCUGUAAAAGAGCACAGCACCAGGGAAAAGAGGAGAAAGAAAAACAUACUUGCCUUCUGUCUUACUAGACUUUUGUACAUCUAAAAUCUUCCAUGACUGUUAUUCCAAGCGAAACACUGUCAGGUACACUCUUGAGAAAGGGCAAUAAGUGUAAUUUUAUUUAAAAGAAAUUAAUAUAUUUUCUAAUAUCUGCUUGUAGUCCUUUUUAUGCAUUUUAUAUACAUUUAUGACUUUAAUAUGAUCUUAGCUGUAGCCAUCUCUGUGACAGCCUCUUUUUACUAGAAGCAUUUUUUCCCCCAAACCAACAAUUUUUUUGUUCGUCACCCUAGUUUAGUUUUUUUGGCUCUGUCAGCUCUAUUUGGCUUUAUUCGGCUCUGUUAUCAGCACUGCUACAAUUCUCCUAGCUCCAGAUUUUCCUCUCUUUUUGAUUCUGGGAGAAGCUGACCUCCUUUAAAUUAAGGGGAGACUAUAAUUCCAGCUACAUUUUUAUUCACCAGAAUUCACACAAAAAAAAAAAAUCCAUAUUUUAUUUAUUUAUGCUUUGGGCUGGUUUUUUUUGUUUUUUUUUUUAAACUUCCUGCUCCUUAAAAGUAUACUUUCUUCUGAUUGGUUGUCCCUCACCUAGCCUCUGCAAACAGAAACUAGUGCUCGUACGCACUGCCUCCCAGAGAUGACCUCAAUAUUUUGCAUAUUUAGCAGUGUUUAAUAUCUGCUUAGUAUAUGACAAAAUACAAGCAAAUGGAUAAGUUGUCCUUUAUACAUGGAGGUAGAGCGCUAGGAUAGUUGGAGACUGGAGCUAGCCUAUGUCUGCUAGUCUUUCUGAACUUGUUCAUCCCUAUUAAUAACAGUUAGUUCAUAUUGAAUUCAUCUCUUAAUUUUUGUGCUUGCUCGACUGGUUGCCUCCAGUCUGUAGCUGCAUUUAAACUCUAUGUGCUAUCAGUCUUCCAGAGUCUCAGUAAAAAAAGCAUUAAGCAUAUUAUCCAACCUGUCUGAAUGAUUCCUUAAACUCUAAAUUUAUUCUUUUUUUCUUUACUCUAAGAAUACUCUUACACUGCUGAAUGUCCAGCUCAGGUUGUAUGUUUCCAAGUUGUGCAUCAUUUAUUUCGCCCUUUCCACCAACUGUGAUAUAUACAAACUAGAUUUGUGUCCUUUUUUUAAAUGUAAGCAUGAUUGGUUAUACUGCUCUGAUGUAAUAUGAUUUAAAUGUCUUUAACACUCUUGUCUGCCAAACUUUGUCCCAACAUUUUUUUUUGUCUUUUUGAUUUUUCAGUUUUUCUACCUCCCCACCCCCCUGCUGCCCAUCUUACAGAUCAAAGUCACAUUUGUACCGUCUCCAGAAAAUACCUUUUUAUGUCUCCCUGUAGUGAUAUACUCUUUAAGUGGCACAUUGUAUGAAUUUACAUUAUUCUUGAUAACUGCUGCAUUUUUUAUUAAAGAAAAUACGACUAAACUUGUAA